This is a messenger RNA of Trichomonas vaginalis G3, 327 nucleotides long. RefSeq lists its product as uncharacterized. The transcript has a single exon. The coding region runs from base 1 to 327 and encodes 108 amino acids. NCBI's taxonomy places the organism in Eukaryota, Parabasalia, Trichomonadida, Trichomonadidae. The record is from RefSeq and is a predicted model, not a curated record.
AUGAGACAACAUGACAUUUUGACAACAGUCCAGGAAGUCUCAACAAAGUCUUUACAAAGAAGUCUCAACAAAGUCUUUACAAAGAAGUCUCAACAAAGUCUUUACAAAGAAGUCUCAACAAAGUCUUUACAAAGAAGUCUCAACAAAGUCUUUACAAAGAAGUCUCAACAAAGUCUUUACAAAGAAGUCUCAACAAAGUCUUUACAAAGAAGUCUCAACAAAGUCUUUACAAAGAAGUCUCAACAAAGUCUUUACAAAGAAGUCUCAACAAAGUCUUUACAAAACAUUGACCAAGAAGAACUUGACAAAGUCUUUACAAAACAUUGA